This is a messenger RNA of Funneliformis geosporum, 146 nucleotides long. The record is from the annotation of a GenBank genome assembly. Lineage: Eukaryota; Fungi; Glomeromycota; Glomeromycetes; Glomerales; Glomeraceae.
GAAAAAGAGAUGAGGAAAACCUAAACCUGAAUGGCGGUGGCGAACUUCAAAUUUCCAUUAACCGAAAGGAUUUAGAGCAAUACAGCACUGGCGAUUUUAAACGUGGUAGGAAGAAAGGGGUAAUUUCUGUUUUUGAUGACCACCGA